AUGGCUAAACGUGCAGAGCAUCUCCCGGCGAUGCCGCCCCAGGACCCUUCAUUACAGGUUCCAAGUGGUCUGCGGGUCGCUUACGCCAAGCAUCUUCUUGACAAACACCUCCGGAGCCUGCGAUAUGAGCUGAAUGACGAUGUCAGUCGCAAUGAGCCUCUGCCUGCAAUAGGCCAUGCACCAUCUCAUGGUCAUGAGGAUCCUUUGGAGCAUCUCUCAGAGUACAAGGGCCGCGUUGCUAUCGUCGGUGCUGGCGCUACAGGCCUGUAUCUCGCCAUGAUGCUCAAGUACCUCAAGAUCUCCAAUGUGGAUAUCUAUGAAGCUUCGGAUAGAAUUGGCGGUCGAGUAUAUACGUACAAGUUUGAGAAAGAUGAGGCCUGUCCUCAUAACUACUAUGACAUUGGAGCCAUGCGUAUUCCGGAGAUUGAUGCCAUGAAAUCAACACUUACACUCAUCGAGGAGCUGAAACUUCCGAAAACGAAGUAUGUCCUCGAUGCUGGUUGCGAGCCACAGAUGCAUUGGUACUCUAACACCGAAUCGCCUGACGGAAAACCCUACGAUGCCCGAAUGAACGAGAUCAUCAAGGGUCUUGGGUCAAACUGGGACGAGAAGUUUGAGGAAUGGGUCGCCAGUGGCAAGGACAACCAUUCUACUAGAGGGUGGCUUAUGUUCACCGACCCGAAAUGGACUUAUGACCAGACCGAGGAUGCCGAGACAGCUGCCACUUCUACUGGUCUCUUCGAGCAGUCAUUUGUUGAGUCUCUAUGUGACUUCAGUGAUUUCCAGGCCACUGCUGGCAAGCCCUGGUGGCGUCUUGAAGGCGGCAUGUCAGUUGUCACCGAGAAGAUGAACCAAUGUAUCGAGGACCCUAAGUGGGCUCCUCACAACCCUAUCUCUCUGAAGGUCAAGAAGAAUACACCUGUCGUAGCCAUGUCGGAGAACCACCAAGAGAACAAGAUUGAAGUGACUAUUACUGGGGCUGAGGGUACGAAGACAGAGGCAUAUGACAUGGUCUUCAACACCACCGCCAUGGGCCCUCUCCAGCGCAUGGACAUAUCUGGCCUGGUCCCCGGUUUCGGUCUUCCUCAAACCCAGAGAAAGAUUCUCACUGGUAUCCGAGCUCUCAGCUACGAUCGAUCCUGCAAGGUUGCAGUCAAGUUCAAGACUCGGUGGUGGAAAAAUAUGUACAAGACCUCCACGAACGGCAGCACUUUUGGCGGUGUAUCGGGCUCUGAUUUACCCAGCAGCAACAUCGUUUACCCAUCUUGGGAUGAUGGCGAUGACACUUCCGCAGUGCUCAUGACUUCUUACACGUGGGCCCAGGAUGCUACGCGUAUGGGAUCUCUGAUUCCCGAUUACACGAAGCAGAAGCCGCAUAUUGACGACGCUGUUAUCACUCAAUGUUUCCAAGAUCUCGUCAAGCUUUGGGGUGAGAGCCAAGAUCCCAAGAUCACCGUUGACUUUUUGAGGAACGAGUACCUCGAACAUCACGCGUUCGCUUGGUCUCACGAUCCAUACACAGGCGGCGCUUUCGCUCUGUUUGGCCCUGGCCAGUUUAAGUAUAUCUACCCCGAGUUCCAGCAGAUCCUUUGCGAUGGAAAGUUUGCCAUCUGUGGCGAGGCUCUGAGCCCCCAUCACGCGUGGAUUUCUGGAUCCCUGGAUAGCGGAUACCUUACCAUACUGAGAUGGUUAGGCCAUCUCGAGGAUGGAGAUAGAGCUGAUGCGUUGAAGAAAGCAUGGUUCGGAAGUGGAAGGGGUAAACAUACUGCUGAGUAUGAUGGGAAGUUGAUGAGAUGGACUAUUGAGCUGAGCCAGCAGGCGGCUAGGAGGACUCGAAAGAGGCACUACUGA
Fusarium redolens is the source of this 1851-nucleotide messenger RNA. RefSeq lists its product as uncharacterized. The coding region runs from base 1 to 1851 and encodes 616 amino acids. The record is from RefSeq and is a predicted model, not a curated record. The transcript has 5 exons. Gene Ontology annotation, molecular function: oxidoreductase activity. Lineage: Eukaryota; Fungi; Ascomycota; Sordariomycetes; Hypocreales; Nectriaceae.